AUGGGAGAUCACCUAAAGAAUCCUCAUCUUGAAGAAGAAGAAGAAGCGGAAGAAGCGGAGGAGGCACUUUCUCUCUGCGAUCUUCCACUCAAACCCAACAACGAAGAUGAUGAAGAUAACAAAGCCGGCCUCGAAGAUCAGUACUCUUCCAAAUACACCCCACGAUCGCGCUCUGAGACGCCGGAUUUCUUCGAGUUCUUCAGCGACUUCAGUUCCGAGAUGUGUCCAGCCGACGACAUCUUCUUUUGCGGAAAACUCAUAGCCAUCAAAGAACAAUAUUUUCCUACUCCGGCCUCCCAUCAAAUUCCCAAAGCGUCCACAAAUACAGAAGAAAGCCAUACAAAUAAAACCACUUUUCGUCGACGAUCAGACUCGUUGUCCAAGCUACAAAGACCCGUAACUCGAUCAAACAGUGGUUCAAACCCGGAGCUCAGGAGGAACAGCCGCUCUUUGGAUUAUAAAAAACUGCACCGAAGUUCAAACUCUAUGAUCUCAACGGCACCGGAAAUAGAGAAAAGCUCAUCGGCGAAAAGCGUGCAGGGAAAGUCCGAUAUGGUGCUCAAAAAGGCUGGGAAGCCUCGGCGGUACCUUUUCAUGUUCGGGAUGGUGAAGUUUCCGCCUGAGAUGGAGCUUAGUGACAUAAAGAACCGACAGGUUCGGAAUAAUCCUCCGUCCACACUGUUUCCUCCACCGAUUGACGUUCACGGCAAGAUUCCGGUGAAUCAGAGCUCCAGUAAAGGUUCCUGGAGGUUGCUAAGAGCACUGAGCUGCAAGGACCAUGCUAGCGUCGCCGUAACGGCGUCUUUUUGCAUUCGACAUGCGUGA
This is a messenger RNA of Carya illinoinensis, 825 nucleotides long. RefSeq lists its product as uncharacterized. NCBI's taxonomy places the organism in Eukaryota, Viridiplantae, Streptophyta, Magnoliopsida, Fagales, Juglandaceae. The record is from RefSeq and is a predicted model, not a curated record. The coding region runs from base 1 to 825 and encodes 274 amino acids. The transcript has a single exon.